Symphalangus syndactylus (siamang) is the source of this 2012-nucleotide messenger RNA. It is a transcript of the gene XKR9, whose product is annotated as XK related 9. Gene Ontology annotation, cellular component: membrane. The record is from RefSeq and is a predicted model, not a curated record. NCBI's taxonomy places the organism in Eukaryota, Metazoa, Chordata, Mammalia, Primates, Hylobatidae.
GGGAGCUGGGCUCUAACAUCUGCUGCAAAUGAGGAAGAGCCUGAGAGGCUGGCAGAUGAUUGCCACAGGAGGGUAGUGGGUGGUGUAGUUUCAGGGCAUGGACUUCCAGAAAAGCUGGGGUUUUUGAGCAAGGGAGGAGAAUUUUCUGUCAGCAGGGAUGAGGACCAUGAAAGACACCUACUCCACCCCUAGGCUCUGUGGUAUGUGGUGCGUGGGAGGGAAGAAACAGCCACCUCUUGAGAAGGCUCUAGGGAAGCAGGUUUCAGUUUUCAGUUAGAGUUGCCUCCAAGUUUCUGAGCGAGAAGAGACAGGGACCAGGCUGGUCUCAAAAUCCUGGCCUCAAGCAAUCCUCUUGCCUCGGCAUCCCAAAGUGCUGGGAUUAUAGGGGUGAGCUACCCCACCAGGGACCCCUCAAGCAGAUUGAUUGCUUGUGUGUGUUCAGCUCUGGAGGCCACAUUCCAAUGAAGAAGUAGUGAAAUAUUCACAAGAUGAAGAUUUUUCCAGAAGGGACUUUGAGUCAGAGAUGGCUUUUUAUAUUUGACAAGUCUUGUCAUCUGUAAUGAAGAUCAUUGUGAAACAGAAGAUUGAUUAAAGCCUUGUAACAUUGGACCUAGAUUAGAGAUUUAGAAAAGAAAGUCAAAAUUAGUCACUUUGGUGUUAGUGUCUCCAUUUCAUAAUAUUUAUUCUUCCUUCUAAAUAGAUUUAGGGAGUAGAAAUUAAAGUUCAAUGCUGUACCAAAGGAUAUACUAAUAUUUGUUCAGCUUUUUUUCCCUUUUUUGUGAGGGAGAAAAAAGUAGAUAACGAAAAGCUAUAGUCAUUCAUGAUGAAAUAUACUAAACAGAAUUUUAUGAUGUCAGUUCUUGGCAUUAUAAUCUAUGUAACUGAUUUAAUUGUGGACAUAUGGGUAUCUGUCAGAUUUUUCCAUGAAGGACAGUAUGUUUUUAGUGUUUUAGCAUUAAGCUUUAUGCUUUUUGGAACACUUGUGGCUCAGUGUUUUAGUUAUUCUUGGUUCAAGGCUGAUUUAAAGAAAGCAGGCCAAGAAAGUCAGCAUUGUUUUCUUCUACUUCAUUGCUUGCAAGGAGGAGUUUUUACAAGGUAUUGGUUUGCCUUGAAAAGGGGUUACCACGCAGCUUUUAAAUAUGACAGCAAUACUAGUAACUUCACGGAAGAACAAAUUGAUCUACAUAAAGAAGUUAUAGAUAGAGUGACUGAUUUGAGCAUGCUCAGACUAUUUGAGACCUACCUGGAAGGCUGCCCACAACUUAUUCUUCAACUCUACAUUCUUCUGGAGCAUGGACAAGCGAAUUUCAGUCAGUAUGCGGCCAUCAUGGUCUCUUGCUGUGCUAUUUCUUGGUCAACUGUUGAUUAUCAAGUAGCUUUAAGAAAAUCCUUGCCUGACAAAAAGCUUCUUAAUGGAUUAUGUCCCAAAGUCACAUAUCUCUUUUACAAGUUGUUUACAUUAUUAUCGUGGAUGCUGAGUGUUGUACUUCUACUAUUCUUAAAUGUUAAGAUUGCUUUAUUUCUGUUGUUAUUUCUUUGGUUGUUAGGUAUAACAUGGGCAUUUAAAAAGAACACCCAGUUUUGUACUUCUAUAAGUAUGGAAUUCUUAUAUAGGAUUGUUGUUGGAUUCAUUCUUAUCUUUACAUUUUUUAAUAUUAAGGGACAGAAUACCAAAUGUCCAAUGUCUUGUUAUUAUAUUGCUAGGGUACUGGGCACUUUGGGGAUAUUGACUGUAUUCUGGGUUUGCCCCCUCAUUAUUUUUAAUCCAGACUAUUUUAUACCUAUCAGUAUAACUAUAGUUCUUACUCUUCUUCUUGGAAUUCUUUUUCUUAUUGUUUAUUAUGGGACUUUUCACCCAAACAGAAGUGCAGAAACAAAAUGUGAUGAAAUUGAUGGAAAACCAGUUCUAAGAGAAAGUAGAAUGAGAUAUUUCCUAAUGGAAUAAGCUAUUCAUUUAUGAUAUAUAUUUUCUUAUAUUUUGUUUCAUUGGUUAGUAAAGAAAAUGUGUGUUA